This is a messenger RNA of Phycodurus eques (leafy seadragon), 2869 nucleotides long. It is a transcript of the gene r3hcc1, whose product is annotated as R3H domain and coiled-coil containing 1. Gene Ontology annotation, molecular function: nucleic acid binding. NCBI's taxonomy places the organism in Eukaryota, Metazoa, Chordata, Actinopteri, Syngnathiformes, Syngnathidae. The record is from RefSeq and is a predicted model, not a curated record. The transcript is spliced from 9 exons. The coding region runs from base 1 to 1284 and encodes 427 amino acids.
AUGGCACGUGACGUCAUAACCCGGCGACGAUCACCGAUCCAAUCUUGCAGCCGGAUCCCAUCUGGUAUCGACACCGCCACACUUCAGUCACCUCUUUUCCCGUCCGGAAGUAGUACGUUGUGUUCAACAGGUUCAUUACGAUCUUUGGCCACACUGGCGGUCCCCUGCUACGAUGGAAUUUAUCUCCCAAAGGAAGAAAAUGAGUUUGUGCACCAGGUCUUGGAUGAGCUGGAAGCAUACCAGAAGAGUAGCCCCAAAAUUGUGCUUUUGUUCCCACCACUUCCCAGCAGACUACGAUACCUGAUCCACAAGACCGUCGAGGAACUGACAGAGCUCACCACCUUCUCUGUGGGGGAGAGCUGGUGUCGUCAGGUGGUGGUUUGCCCCUCGGAGAUCAGAAGCAAGGCACAAGAAGAAGACGACAGUGAUGCAGAGACCAACUCCAUCCUGGAUGAAGAGAAUCCUGAAUCUUCAAAUCGAAUCAGAGCACCCAGGAGGCCAGACAAGGCGCUCUACACCCCGAGAGCUGCUCGGCAGAGUCUCCAGAGCCAAAACUCUCAUGCUGUCCAGGAGUCAACAACGUCCGCCUCCAUCAAAGUUCUAUCGAACCUGGGUUCCUCUUCUGAGGGAAAGUCGUCACUUCUAUUAAAAGAUGAGUCCCUUCCCUUUGUGGCAGAUGUUGCCCUCACGGACAACACAUUACUAGAAGGGAAAGCUCACUCAACAUUGAGUAAUUAUAAGGACGACAUCACGGUAUCCUGUCUGAGUGAAAUGAGCCUGGAGGAUGACGCCUAUGAGAAUGAAGAUGUCGCAUGCCACCUGACUGAAGAGAUCAAGGCAAACUUGAAAGAAGCUGUGACUUUCACCGUGCAGCACGUUCAGAAUGACUACUCCACCCUUGAGAAUGUGCUCCUCAACGCUGAUGACUUUGGUCACGUUAUCGAGAUCUAUGACUUCCCUGCAAUGUUCAAGACAGAUGAUCUCUUGGACGCCUUCACUGAGUACAGUGACGGUGGAAUGAAGAUCACAUGGGUGGACAACACGCACGCCUUGGGUGUUUUUGCCACUCAAACAGCAGCACUGCAUGCACUUUCCAUCUGCCACCCUCUGCUGAAGGCCCGGACACUGGCUGAAGGCAGUAAAAAGGCCAAAGGCAAGGCUGUUAGCCGAGCAGAGUCAAUCCAGCCGGUGAAGGAGCGCCCGAGGACAGACAGUGCCGUUGCUAGGCGAAUGGUGGCUCGAGCCCUGGGCCUGAAAGGACGAGGACGAGGGCAUCGUGUCUGACCUAAAGUGAUGGCAAAUACAGGUGAACAAACCACCAAAAGCCAGAAAAGUCACGUGACAAAAGAAAUUUAUAAUUUAACUGUUUAACAAAUUAGAAAAACGUAUUUGAAUCCUUUUUUAUUUAAAAAAAUAAAUAAAUGAAUAAAACACUGUUCACACGAGAGUAGAACCUCGAUGAAUGAACUAAUAGGGGCGAGGGGGCGAGGGGUUGUCCGCUAAAGCCGAUUGUCCUUUAAAUUGAAGCACUUGAAGGCCUAAAAACACCAAUAACAGUAUGAAAAUUAUUUUUUUGAAAAUAAUUUUGUGGCCUGAAAACACCCAGUACAGUACAAAAUUAUUGUAAGUAAAUAUAAAAAAAGUUUUAAAAUGUUUGAAAAGUUUUAGUUUAUCCAAACUUACCUCACUGGUGAAUGUGAGGGGUGAUUUUGCGUUCCAACUGGACACUAAUUUAUGUCCGUUAAAUCCUAAAUCCGUUCAAUAUGGGUCUGUGAAAUCGAGGCCAGGUGCUGCUCCAGGGUUUUUUUCCUGUCCUGUGGCGAAGGCGGGGUUUGACCGAUACAAGGGGGUGCUGAGAAAAUCAUAGAAUUUCAUGACCUCAGUUACUUUCUCGUUUCCCCCAAUAAAAACAUCUAUUAUACACAAAAAGAGCAUGUUCAAUGUAAAAGUAGUUUUAACUUAAUUUGGCCAAUGAAUAUUCAACAAAACGGUUAAGUCUAAUACAAGUGACCACAAGGGAAUGGCAAAAAUGUUUCACAUACAAAGGUGAGAGCACCCAUGCGUCUUACCAAAAAAACAGACAAUAUGUCUAAAAUGGGACACGUGUUUAUUCCAUAUGCAUAGUUAUUGUAAACAACUAUGCAUUGGCAAUAUUGGUUUGGAUUCGAUAAUACCUCCUGCGUAUGUGCGUCACGACUAUUAGAGGCUCACAAAGAAGCGCAAGCAAGCGGGAGGAAUGGAGAGAAAAACAAAGCUGAAAAAUAAAAUAAACAACAAUGUCCACUAUUAAAGUAAUUGUCGACGAUUCUGAUCGUCAACGUCGUCGUGAUUCGUCGACUAAUCGUAGCAGCCCUAUUAGAAUCACAACAUAUUAACGUUGGCAAUUAAUAAUAAUGAAAUUAAUAAUAUAGGCUACAAAGUGCAGCCGCAUUGCCGCAACAAGAAGUGCGAACAGCUUGUGUCUAAUGAUUUGGAUCACAGCAUAACUCCAGAAAUUACAUUAAUAGUUACACAUAGGCUGUAUACUAAUGAUUCAGAUCACAUCAUCAUUGGGUCAAAAAUUACAUUAAUAAUAUACAAAUCCGCAGUGAGAAAUACAUACACGCUGUUCCAACUGGGCACUGAAAAAGCGUAAAAGGAACUGGCUCCUCACAAUCUUGGUUAUUGUAUUUCUACUGCUAACAAAAAUACAUUGUACGAGCAGCAAGUUAGCAACACUUCCAUUAGACACACUGGCACCUUCAUUAAUAUUUUUUUUCCUGAAUUUGUAUUGUCAAUAAAACUGCAAUCUGUCCAGAUUGUUCUUCUCUUCCUGCUGCUGUCACUCAUUUCCUUAUCAGCGCGUCCGUCUCAUGUUUUAACCCUCCCU